UUAACCAUUGCGCCACAAUGGGAAUUCCUAAUAAAACUUUUUUAAAAAAGUCUAUCUUGCUAUUACCUUGGUGUCCUUUGAUGGGCAUUCAUAUGUGACACAAAUAUCUUCAUAUUCCUUGACCAUUCUGAGUAUUUCAUCCAUACAUCUCUUCCCCAGGAUACCUUGUACCAAACUUCCAAUGGUGUUCCUUCCAAGUCUCCGACUAUUCAGCAAAAUCAUUAGUAGCAAUCUAUAAAAUCAGCAUUGAUCCACAUGUCUAGCCAUCUCUCAUCCUAGACAUAGUGGACAAUUAAGUGCAGUGUUUAAAUUUUUCCCCACCAAGAGGAUUUUCAUUUAUGAUUGUUUUUAGGGCCAUGCAGCCUGAGUGGGGCUAUGGUGCUUUGGUUGUCUACUUUCAGGUGGUACCAGCAUAUUAUGCACACCCACCUGUAAACUAGAUUUGGGUUUUUUUAAUCUUAAGUCAACUAUUCACAUUGAAUACUCCAGGCAUGGACUGAAGGAGAGGAGGCAAUGUAGGAGGUACUGGUAUGAAGGAGUCUAAACUACAUUUUCAUGCAUAAUACUCAUGCCAUUCAGAUUUGUCCAAGCAGUCUCUUAUGAACCAUUUCCAGAUGAUAAUAAAUUGCUGCUUCAUACUUAGUCUUAGGAGUCAGGUGACACCUAGUUCUAGGUGAAAUGCUCAGACCAAAUACAUACCUGAGGUCCAUGAUUAAGCAUUUAUUUUCUACCAAUGCCCAGUCCCAAGCAAGAGGGUGUUUCAAAUAAGAGAAUAGUUAUUUGAAGCAAAGCAUAGAGAUUUGCUUCCAAAGCACAGAAAGCUAUACUAUGAUUCCUCUAUUGGUUCCAUAUGGCAUCCCUGUUUACCAUAUGGAUGCUCCGAGUAUCACUGGAUCUUCUAGAUCACUAGGCCCAAAUGGUAGGCCAGAUAUAUUACAGUUUUAACUUUCUGUAGAGUCAGUCUUCUCUUGCAACUGGCAAGAGAAACCGGCAGUCUUAUGGGUGGUUCAGGACCUGGGCUGAAAUAGCACAAAUAAAUAUGGCAUAUGUUGUUUCCAAAAUCCAAAAAGGCCUAUAAAAACAUUGUGUCUCUAAUUUGUGGUAUAGAGUACAAAAUGAAUUAACUUAUUUUUUGCUUUGGAAGGCAUAUCCCAACAUUUUCCAAACCACCAAAAGACCAUAAAUUUAGAUGGAAGUCACCUAAAUUUUUGUGGGUUUAGUCUCCCUUAUGUUCAUAUAGUCUUACUAAGGAAUAUGAAGUAUUUGCUACUUCCUGCUGAUCAGAUCCAAUUGGCAUAAAUGGAUCAUGACCAAAAGUCAUCAGUGUGGUGGAUUAGGAUAAUUCUUUAAGGAAUGUCAAUAUAGUCAAGGUCCAUGCAUACUAUUUUUGUGACACAAAGUAGAAUUGAUAUGGCCCCAAGGCCAAGUAUUCUGUUAGCCUUCCAGGUCAAAUCAAACUAUUUUGAAGGCCCUUUCAAGUUGGUAUGGAGAAAGAGUCAUUAGCAGAUCAAUAACUCUACACCAACUGUUGAAGGCAUGUUCACUUUCUCCAGCAAAGAUUCUACAACUGUCACAGCAGUUGAAAUUAUAGGUACUGCUUAAUUAAAGUCAUGAUUAAUUAAAGUCAUGAUUAUUUGCAGUCAUUCUCCAAGAUCCAUUUGACAUCUGCACAAGUCAAACUGAUUAGUCAAAUGUAUAUUUGAUUGGUAUCACCACUCCAAAUUUUUUCAAGCCUUUGAUUAAGUCAUUAAUCUCUGCUAUUUCUCCCUGAGAUGCAGUACUGCAUCUAGGUCCCACUCAUGGUAGAGAGGAGAAGAUCUAAAGACUUCCACUUGGUCUUUUCUGCCUUAGCCCUCAUCAUCUUAAAUAAAAGAGACAAUGUGGGUGGUGGGAUUCUGCCACCUUACCAAGUAUUCAUAUUCCAAUUAUAUGUUCAGAAGCUGGAAAAAAAAUGACAUUGUAUUGUGGACCAAAUGGGUCAACUAUAAAUCAGCCUUGGGCUAAGAGUCUAUCUAUCAUCUCACCAUUUUCAGCUUUCAAUUCGCUUUGGGUCCUGAGGAAUUUAUAUCAACAUAGGGCCAAUGUCUAGUAAUCACACACAAAAAAAUCUGGUUAUUUUCUUUUUGCCAGUGUACAGUCGCUCCAAUAAAUGGUCCCUCUAAGGAAGUCUAAGGAGAAGAUUUAAAGUAUGUACUUAGAGCAGUGGUACAGGAAACAGGGAACUUUCAGUCAAGAGGUUCUGUGCGCCAAAGAUAUCUGAGAGCAGUCUGAUUACAGGUACAACCCUGCUGCCCACCUUGUGUUUGGCAGUCAAGUGCUUCCACUUAGGCUCUGUUGAUCUGGAAUCUCAUAUUCCCACUGAAAUCAGGGAUUCUACUUUAAUACUAGCAUAUCUCAUAAUCACACCUCAUUUACAAAGUUAUUUUCUCAAACAGAGAGUAGCAAUGACUUCAGUAUUCCUCUUACUAAUGUAUUUCUCAAUGCUUUCAUAAAAGGAAUAUAUUUCUGGCCUUCUCACUGGAAUACAGUUGGACCUUGGGGUAUCACCCAUGACAAAUUCAGUCCUAAAUGUGUCACUUACAUAUCAUACCAAGGAAGCACUGGCAUUUCAACAUUAUUAAAUGUAGCCCAUUGAGUUCAAUAUUCAGGCAGCAAAGUAAAUGGCUAGAGCUACCCUCAGUUGCAUGAUCUUACCUAUUAAGUCCAGAAUCUCUAGUAACUGUACCCAUAGAAAUGAAAUUGCUAUGUAUAACCUAUUUUUUUAUUUCUUGAUCCAACAUCCUCAGAAGCCAUUCCCACACAUGUUCUUCUGAUGACAUAUGUUAGCAAAGUUUGCAAUUCUUUUGGUGUAUAAUCUGUUUCCUCCUGGGUCACACUGUGGAUUUGUCACUGGGGCUCACCAAGAUUUGACCUGAGGUGAUAGCUAUAGUAGAUUUUGAGGUAACCCUUGAGGUCACCCCAGUGUUUUUAAAUAAAAGAAACUAGUUUCCUCAAAUACUAGGGGGUAAAUGACUCCAUGGCUAGAGGCUCAAUAUGACCUGCGGGGGCAAUGUUGUCAAUGUCAUCUAGGUCCCACCAUAUGUCCCCUUUCCAAGUUUCAGGAUUCUAUGAUUGCAUUCUUUUAUAAUUAAUCCUCUUUCACUUUUUACAUUACAAAGUUGCUAAGACUGUGAAUGUAACUGUCACUGUGUUUCAGCAACCUAAACAGAUAAAUUUUGUUUGAUUUUCAGCAACAUGAUCCCCAUGACUACAAAAUAUAGGAGUUUCUUUUAGAGCUGGCAUGGAGGCACUGUGGUUCUGAUAUUAACUUGAGUAGAGAGUUAAAGGACCUGAGCUGUCAUUUCCACACUCCAAGCAAUUAAGUGCACUCAGAAGAAUCCAUCCACACCAUAGAAAUAAUCAUCAUGACUGCCAUAAUGGUCAAGUGCAGCAGCUACCUGAGCUCCUAAGGCAGUUCCUUCACUUGGCACUUCAUAAUCAAUUAUGAUAAUAGCUUGAUUAAAUAUAGUUGCCUCAUGCUAUCGAUUACUAGCACCCAUAUUCCACUGGCUAAAUGCUCAACACUGAGCUCAAACACAAGAGCAUGACCAAACCGAUCACAAAAGUCAAUCUUUAUGGUCUUAUCUCUUAGGACUACUCUAAGUACGAAUCCUUUAUCAAUCAGGUUCAAUUAAGAGACAGAAAGCACACAGUAAUUUUCAAAGGAAAGGUUUAUUAUAAAGAAUUACUAACUAUAACAGAGGAUUGGCAUAAUGGGGGGACUGACUAGAAAGAAGUAAAGACAAUUCUAAAGAAUAGAGGAAUAGCAUAUACUCCUAGGACUGAGAUAGAGCAGCAAAAGAAACAACAAAUCUGGAAUAGCUUAUUUCCCUCCUCCAUCCCCCAUCAACCUACCAGGGCAAAGAUCCAGACCUCAUUUGAAAGGGAAUAGCAAGGCUCACAGGAUGUCAGAGAAGUUCACCAAGACAGCAAAGCCACCUGAGUGGAUGCCAGAAGAAGCCAUUAACAGGAUGGUGUCAGGCCUGUAGCACUCUACUACAAAAAUGUGCAAGAGUUCUAAGGAGGCCAUUCAUGGGAGUCUGUACUACCAUGUUUCCUUAGCAUAGGAGGCCCUUCCCUGUCAAUUCCCAGGAAAACCAAGGCUGGUUCUAGGUAAGCUGACUCAUUCUGGAAGAAGAAAGGAUACUAAUUCUGCUCCCUACAUUUUUAAAUUGGAAAAACAUGAGGGAUAACCAGUGCUAAAGCCCAACAGAGAGAGGGAGAGAUAGAGAUACAACAAAAUUAAAAUAAACAUAGAAACAUUUCUUCUCUGAAGCAGGAUGCAAUUGCCUGAGCUAAGAGCUAGAGAAACAGUGUUGAGAAAGGAAUAAAACAGCUUCAUGGGAGCGGUAAACUUUUCAAUUGUGUUGACCUGUGUAUAUGUGUCUGUGUGUGCACACAUGUACUCAAAAUCCAAGAGCUGUCAUAGAUAAGACAAACCCCUUACAAACCCUCCUGAUCCCCUCCUUCUUAAUUUGUAGAGUAAUUUGUGGCCAGGAGCUUUCUCCUCAGCCCUGUCAGUAACCACUCUUUCCCAGGACUAGUGGCUCCUUUGGCUGUGGCUAAUGCUGCCUCUCCCGUGGGCAGUGAACACUUCCUGACUCUCUGGAGCCUCUUCUUACCAUUCCUCCCCAGGGCCCACCUGGCACAAGAUCCCAGGGAUUUGAUAAAAGAGGAAAUACAAGUCACACAAAUUAGCUAUGAGCUCUCCUCAGGGCUGAGGCUACAAAAGGAGAAAAAAGAAAAAACCUAAGUCUUAAGAGAGCCAGCUCCAAAAGACGCACACCAGAACACUUUGCCCCUUAACCACUGUCUGUCUCUGUCUUUGGUUAUAUUUUGUUUGCUGGGAAACAAAAUCCACUUUUCCUGGGACCUGUCUAGAAGCCUCUCACCUUCAGUUGCUGAAGCCAAGUCUACUUCCAGCAAUGGUGCCUAGUGGCAGGCAGCCUGGCUGGAAAUCCAGAGGAUGUAUCAAAACUCUGAGCAGCCCUGCUCAGUAAGGCUGGUGAGAGACUUAGGGGCACACAAUUAUAUGUAACUAGUGAGAUAUGUACAGACAUCUGGUCAAGCCCUUCAGUUUCCACAGGGGGAAACUAGACCCGGAUUAGCAAAUUGUCUUCCUCAGAGUCAAAACACUGCUACCUCCAUUCAGGUAAUGGCUGAGCUGGAAGAUUGAGCCUUCUGCCCUUUGUCCACUUGGAACCUUCCUUUUGUUCCUUUAUGUAUCCAGUUCUGGACCACUCCAAAAAAGUUAGGCUUUUAUUUGAAAUGGGAAGGUGUUACUGUUUGCUUUGUCAGAUGAAGAGUAGGAAGGAGAUUUCCUGGAGAAUAGCAAGAGAGACUUCUUUUUUUUUUGGCCAUGCAUGCAACAUGUGGAAGUUCCCAGGCCAGGAAUCUAACCAGUACCACAGCAGCAACCUAAGCCACUGCAGUGACAAUGCAGGAUACUUAACUUGCUGAGCCACAAGGACAUUUUUAUUUCUUCUGGCCAUGGAACCCCCAGUUUGCGGAGUUUAGAAAGUAUAUGGUAAUGGAACCCUUUGCUUUGAUGAAAUCCUAUCUCCAAAAUCAAAUAUGAUUAAAUAGACAGAAAAAGUGAGGCAAUCGAGAUGGAUGUGGGAACACAAAACACCCUUGAACUGUUCACCCUCUUGAUACUUCGGGUAGACCCUAAAUAACUACCACAGAAUAUAUAUGGUUCUAUUCAACACACUUUGAAAACACUACCUUGUAGUGUUCUGGGAUCCUAGGUCUAGAAUAUUUCACAGCGGCAUCAGGUUCAAUCCCAUGUACCCAGGUAAAAUCACAUUACUGAGAUGCCCAACAAUAAUGGGGAAGAGAUCACAAAACGAUUUGCUCUUUUGAGUCCAGCUUCCUUUGCCCUGGGGCUUCUCUCUCUCUCCAUUCCAGUUUUUCCUUUGCCUUUUCUCUCGAGAAAACAAAGCUAAGUUGAGAGUUUCUUGAGAGCCUCCAAGUCUUCUCUUUAUUAAAAAAAAAAAAGUAAUCGAAGGGAAAAUAAUUUUAUAACUUUAGAGAAAUUAUUUAAAAGAAAAAAAUGCCCAUAGGUCUACUAACCAAUAGAGAAACCACUUCUAGUUUUCAGUAUUGUUGUCAAUCUUUGUUCAUACACACAUAAAAUUGAUUUUUGUGCAGUGUAUCAUGGGCUAUAUAAUUUGCAAAAGUAUUUUUUUUCAUUUACUCAUUUCAUAAAUGAACAAGGUAAGGCUUAAAAAAACUGAGUAACAUUUCCCAGAUAACACCAUGAGAAUAUUUGAAACAAGUCUCAACUAAGCUUGUUACUCCAAAACUAGUACUCUUUCCACUGUAAUAGCAGCUGUAACAUAACUAUACAGACCACUGGCUAAAUAUCAGAGCCAAGGAAUCUUGGAUAUAUUUUAGGUGAACUCUCUACUAGAAAAGUUACUUAUGACCCCAAAUCCACACAAAACUCAUCUGAAAUAAUCAGUUCAAAAACAGUAAGGGUGAGGUGCUAGGAUACAUAACAGUCAAGUUGGAACAUCUGGUCUAAUUGCAACCUUGGCUUCACUUUGCUGAGACCUUAGGCAAUGCAUUCUCCUCAUUUUUAAAUGAAGGGGUUAAGGUCCAUUAUGGCACUAUUCUGGCAUACUGUGAGUCUAUGUUCUUACAAUUCUAAGAAGGAAUCACUUUCCCAUGGACCUACCAGCGCUUAACCAUACAGGGUUUUCCAGGCUUUACUAUGAGGCUGUUCCUCUAGUUUUGUCCAGAACCUACAUGUUUUCCUGUGUGUGAUAUGUUAUUAUUAUUGAAUGCAUGUGAUUUAUGAUGAUGAUGAUGAUGAUGAUGAUGAUGAUGAGUGAUAGAGUAGGGUGAAGGAGUAAAGAUCAUAAGACAGUGCUAGUAUUUAGAAAAGGAGAGCAAGUGAGGAGACUGUAUCUGAGAAGAUAAUUCCUUAUCCCGAGUUUCCCAUUUUGGUCUAUAGGUAAGAUGGCAUACUGUCUUUGAGUAGAAAACUCCUGUUCACUGAUAACCAUUCAGAUUAAUGUCUCACCAAGCAGAGGAUCAUUCAUUUCUUUUGAGGGACAGAAUCACUAAGCAACCAUGAAAAAUGUCAGUAUUAUUACAGAGUUUGUCUUUCUGGGAUUGUCCAGUGACCCCCAUAUCCAGACUAUGCUCUUUGUGCUAUUCCUGUGGAUUUACCUCCUGACUUUGAUGGGAAACCUGAUGAUGAUCCUGAUCAUAAAGGCUGAUUUGCAGCUCCACACACCCAUGUAUUUCUUCCUAGGACACCUAUCCUUUCUGGAUCUGAGUUUCUCCUCAGUCACUGUGCCAAAGAUGAUAGAGAACUUCUUGUCUCAGAAGAAAAGCAUCUCAGUGUGGGGAUGCCUCACUCAGAGUUUCUUUUUCACUCUCUCUGGAGGAACAGAAGCCUGUCUUCUCUCUGCCAUGGCCUAUGACCGCUACGCUGCUAUCUGCCACCCUCUGGUCUACACCAUAAUCAUAAACAGACCUCUCUGCAUUGUGACUGUGAGCAUAGCCUGGGCAGUGGGAUUUCUGAUUUCCUUAAUGAACAGUCUCUUCAUCCACAAGUUACAUUUCUGUGGAUCCAACAUCAUCCCCCACUUCAGCUGUGAGCUACCUCCACUCUUCCCUCUGUCCUGUACUGAUCCCACUGUCAAUGAGAUUCUUUUAGCUGUGUCAUGUGCAUUUCUAGGGGUGCUGACACUUCCCCUGAUCCUGUUCUCUUACUCCAAAAUCAUUUCUGUCAUUCUGAACAUCCACUCCUCUGAUGGCCAAGGCAAAGCCUUCUCCACCUGCUCCUCUCACCUCACAGUGGUGCUCCUGUUCUAUGGGACAGCUCUAUUCAGGUACAUUGGUCCUGCCUCAGGCUCAGUGUGGGAGCAAGUGGUCUCCAUUCAGUACGGUGUGAUCACAUCUUUGCUGAACCCCCUCAUCUACAGCCUCAAGAACCAGGAGGUAAAGGCAGCUCUGCAAAGGAUGCUGAGGCAACAAGUGUGCCACAGAGUAAGAAAAAGCUGUGUGAUUCUGCUCAGGAAAUAGAAAAUUUGUCUCUAAAGGAGAAAUAUUUUUAGAAGUAGAAGGCAUUUGGGGAAAUUGGACCUCAAUUAAAUCCAAGUAUUUGUUUGGAUUUUGAAGUAAAUAACCUGCAGAGAGAAACAGACAGGCAGGCAGACUAGGGGAAAAGAGUUUGAUGUACAGCCUCCUAUCCAGCAGCCCUUUCCAAAAUAAUCUGAAAGAGGACCCUUGGCUCCACUUGAGAAGAUCAUGGGGCUGACAAAGAUGAAGUAUGAUGAAACAGAACAGGAUCUCUGGCCAGAAUGCUGACUUUUUCUGGGCUUUUUCACAAAGGUACACAAUAAAUACAGGAGCCUAUAGUAAAGAAACCAGAUAUAAAUAAUAAUCCAGAAUGGAGUUGCAGUACCUGGUGGUAUCAUUGGCAUCAAACAGCUAGUGUACUUGCAUAGGCUUCGGGGAUGGUUAGUUAAUUUUAUGUGUCAACUUGACCAGAUUAAGGAAUGCCCAGAUAGCUUGCAAAACAUUGUUUCUGAGUAUGUCUAUGAUGGUGUUUCCAAAAAAAGAUUAGCUUUUGAAUCAGUGGACUGAGUAAAGAAGAUCACCCUUACCAGGGUAGGUGGGUAUCAUUUAACUGUUGAGGGCUCAGAGAGAGCAAACAGGGUGAAUCUGCUUUCCCUGCACUCAGACAUUGGUGCUCCUUCAGACUCAGAGUGGAUUGUCUAUCACUGGCUCUCUUGGUUUUAAAAUCUUUGGGUUUAGACUGGAAAUAUACUGCUAGCUUUCCUAGGCUUCUACCUUGCAGACAGCAGAUCAUGGGAUUUCUCAGCCUCCAUAAUUGUGGGAGCCAAUCUCCCACAAUAAAUCUCGAUUUAUCUAUAUGUAUAUAUAGUCUACUGAUUCUGUUUUUUCUCAAGAACUGUGACCAAUAUGGCAAGGGAAAGUGAAAAAAAUUAAAUGAUUGUCAUAUUGGAUAUCAGUAUAUCAUGCCCAGUUAUUUUUCCUAAGUUCUCCUACAGCUUAAAAAAUAUAACAUGUGCAUUUGAUCCAGAUACAUAUUGUUUACUAGUAUAUGGAGUGAGGGGUAAGCAUGAAUGAUUAUAGAAAUAAAAUUAAAAGACCAAUAAGGUACCUCUUUGCAUUUAUUUAAUAAACAUAAAUAUAUAAUUGCUGCCUACUGAGAAACAUUAAAGAAAACCUAAAUAAAUGGAGAAUAAUACACUCUUAUGAUCAUAGACUAUUGUAAAAAUGUCAAUUGUUCCCAUAUUAAUUUAUAUAUUUAGUAAAAUUUCAAUCAAAAUUCCAGAAUAAUUUUUAUGAAUUUGAAAAGUUGAUUCUAAACUUUAUUCAGAAGUAAAUAGUCCAAUAAAUGCCAAGCUACUCUUGAAAUUAGGAAAAUAUCAAGAUUUAUUAUAUUGGAGUUCCCUUCGUGGCGCAGCAGAAACAAAUCUGACUAGGAACCAUGAGGUUGCGGGUUCGAUCCCUGGCCUCGCUCAGUGGGUUAAGGAACCAGCGCUGCUGUCAGCUGUAGGUCGCAGAUGUGGCUUGGAUCUGGCGUUGCUGCAGCUGUGGCAUAGGCUGGCAGCAACAGUUCCGAUUAGACUCCUAGCCUGGGAACCUCCAUGUACCAGGGG
Sus scrofa (pig) is the source of this 9686-nucleotide messenger RNA. Its product is annotated as olfactory receptor 5BS1-like. NCBI's taxonomy places the organism in Eukaryota, Metazoa, Chordata, Mammalia, Artiodactyla, Suidae. The record is from RefSeq and is a predicted model, not a curated record. Gene Ontology annotation, biological process: G protein-coupled receptor signaling pathway. Gene Ontology annotation, molecular function: olfactory receptor activity; G protein-coupled receptor activity. Gene Ontology annotation, cellular component: membrane.